AGUGAUUUUAAGAUGUGUCACACCGUGGUCACAUGAAACGAAACUUUAAAAAAAGGAAAACAGUUGUGAGAAGAAAUAAAUAAAUUGUACCCGAAUGCUAGCUGAGGUUAUCCUCUUAAUAACCUAUUACAUUUCGGACAAGAAUAGCAACGAGGGAAAAGAACUGGAAGAGCAAAGCGAAACAUGGACGAGGAUGGACUGCCCAUAGUGGGCUCCGGAGUAGAUUUGACAAAGGUCCCAGCCAUACAGCAAAGGAGAAUCGUUGCCUAUUUGAACCAGUUCGUCGUUCACACCGUUCGAUUUCUAAACCGAUUUUCAACGGUUUGCGAGGAGAAACUGGCUACCAUAUCUCUACGGAUACAGCAAAUCGAAACCACACUCAGCAUUUUGGAAGCAAAGCUGUCCUCGAUCCCUGGACUGGAAGAUGUGAGAGUGGAGGGAGUGGCUGAGAGACCAGCGGCUGAAGCCAACGGACCAGUAGCACCCUCCAGUCACACAGAUAUUCCUGUCGCACCAGCACCAGCACCAGCACCUGAGCCCCCUCACCAACCACCAGAACCAGCCAGCGAACCGAAGGUGGAAAGUGUGGGGUCGAACGUCAUGACCGUGGCCAAGGACCCACGCUAUGCCCGAUACCUGAAAAUGGUGCAAGUGGGAGUCCCUGCCAUGGCGAUAAAGAAUAAGAUGGUUAUAGAGGGACUGGAUCCCAAUUUGCUUGACACUCCCAAUGCCCCUGUACCAGAUGACGACAAAAAACCUGUGGAAGAGCGAGAUAAUGACAGCUCAGGCAGCGAAUCAUCUUUCAGUGACUGACCUCUUCAGCAUAUCACCAUCAAGGUGUCUCAGUGAGACUCCCCUCCCUCAGCCUUCUAUUGAGGCUAACUCCCCUUUAGUAUAUUAACUAAACUAAGGGACAUAACUUGAUUGUGUGUAAACGAGUCUGGGAAAUACAGUGGUAUCCUGUACAACUCCAUCCUUCCCUAUGAAAUGCCAGCCCCACUUUGUAUUACGUUACCUUGUUUAAUGUGCACAUAAUACUUGACAACUUGAGAAGUACGUCGGUCCUCUCAUAUCAGUGUUUUAAAACGGUGGAUCGGCCAAGGUCAGUAAUAUAUAUAUAUAUUUACAUACAUGAUUAUGCUAUUAUGUAUUACUUGCACGGCAACAAGGGCUUAGGUAGAAAGUGGGGCUGGAUUGUAAUACACAUGCAUUGUUAUGUAUGGCUUUGGAAAAACACAUAAUCUGCUUCAAAAAAGACAUUAGUCUUGAAGGACUCUCCCUUUUGAAGAUGACUAACAAGUAGUCUGCACAUCUGUAGAAUCCCAUUUGAAACCUGCUGCUUUCAUGUUCUUGUCUACCUUGCUGAGUUUGUCUUAAAUGUGUGUCUGCUUCUGAAGGAGCUCCUUUGCCAGAAUAAGCAGCAGACUCCGUGAGGGCGAUUUGAUUUGAUGAUGUUUCCCUCAUUCCAGUGCUCAUUCAGCCACCAGCACAGUCUUUGGUAUCUCUCUCAACCCCUCCUAGACUGAGGACAUUAUGAGGGCUAUAUUUUUGCAGUGUCAUUCGUUGCCUGUAAUGGAGACUGCCUGGGAGUGUUGCCUCAGACAUAGUGCACGUGUGUGUGUGUGUGUGUGUUUGUGUUUGUGAGAGACAGAGAAUGAAUUAAUGUGUCUGCAUGUGAAUGUGUGAGAGAGAAUUUAUGUGUGUGUGUGUGUGUGUAUGAAUGUGUGUGUCUGUGUGAGAGAGUAAUUCCUGUACAGACAGCUACAGCCUGUGGCAGGGAGAGCCAGUAGAUGGCGUCCUUAAUGUUGUUAUGAGAAACAGCAUUCCUCUGUCAUUAACAUUGCCUAGUGUUCGUUUCUUCAUGGACCCUUUUGUCACUUUUGACAUAUUGUCAUGUCUGUGGGUGUCAUUGAGGACCAGGGACUAACGGUUCAUUCAGAUUUGCACUUUGGAAGAUUGAAUCAUCUCGUGAGAUAUACACACUCGGAGUGUAUCAAAUGGUGGAUGCACAAUCCAUACAUUUGCCUGUAAAAGGUGUCUAUUAUGUGUGUUUUUU
Clupea harengus (Atlantic herring) is the source of this 2056-nucleotide messenger RNA. RefSeq names its product WASH complex subunit 3 (gene washc3). Gene Ontology annotation, cellular component: WASH complex. NCBI's taxonomy places the organism in Eukaryota, Metazoa, Chordata, Actinopteri, Clupeiformes, Clupeidae. Gene Ontology annotation, biological process: actin filament polymerization; exocytosis. The record is from RefSeq and is a predicted model, not a curated record.